This is a messenger RNA of Paramecium sonneborni, 255 nucleotides long. The record is from the annotation of a GenBank genome assembly. NCBI's taxonomy places the organism in Eukaryota, Ciliophora, Oligohymenophorea, Peniculida, Parameciidae.
AUGUUUAAAAACUAUUAAUAUAUAUUUAAAUUUGCUAUUUAAAGUCUAACUAAAUAAGACUUUUAUGAAUUGACGAUAGCUGUAGAAUUCAGGAAUGACAGUAAUUUAUUAGAAUAACUAAUUUCUGUCUUUGAUGAAGACUUUAAUAAGAAAUUUGAUUAUAAAUAAAUUAAUUAUAGGUUUAUAAAUUUUAAAGUAAGACUAUAUAAAAGAAAAAUAAAUCGAAAUAUUGUAAUAUCUUACAAUAUUUUUUGA